GUUUCAAAACGUCCAAUUUACUGUUUCGGUUGGAGUUUAUUGUUCCUGGCUGGAAGGAGUAGACACUGUUGUGACAUAGUUGCGCAUCGUAAACCAAAAGAGCGGCUCACACUUGARUGGGGCAUGCACGCUAUGUUAUUUUAAGUCACACAUCAUAACGCAGCUGCUUGGCUCAUUUAACUUCCAUCUGACUGUCUCAUUGACGAGACCUUAGUGUUUGAAGUGCUACAAACCUUCAGAAUGAAAGAAACCUACAAACAACGCAGAGAGUCGGAGUGAAAACCCUCAAGGAAGCUCGAAUAGGUCCGGGAAAUUCCGAUUGACUUCUUGAUUGCCAUUGUGUCGUUCUACAAAUAAAACAGUCAACUGAAUUUCAGAAUGGCACAACAAGACCUCUCUUACGUAUUCCAGCCAGUAAUUCAUGAGCCACUGUCUCGUCAAGAUGUCUUGAGCCUUACAGAAUAUUCACUACAGCAUCCAGGUAUGGAAAGUCAUGCCACUUCAGUAAUGAGCGCCGGAGAAGAUGAAUCAAGACCUUUAUCUCCAAAUUCUGUAAUUGAGGAAGAAAGAGAUGCCAUUGCUAAUAUUGAAGAGGCAGAUAACUGCAAACGAGAUCAUCCUCGCAAAGCCAUGUCUCUGUACUUGAAAGCUGGCAAAGCGCUGGUUUUGUGCAGUCAAGCCGACGCUGCGUUGAAAUGUUUUAGAUCGCUUAUUCUCCUCGCAACAGAUCAAUUAUCCAAAGUCGUAAAUGAAAAACAAAAACUUACAAAGUUACGUAGGUCAGAGACUAGCGUAGAGGCCAUCGAAAGAAAGGAUAAGAAGAAAGUUACAAGAGCUAAAAGUUUCGACAUACCAAAACGAGGAGAACCAAAACAACCUCRCAUUCGGCCUGCGAGAAACUGCAACUCAGUAUCUGACAGUCAUGAAACAGAAAAGGAAGAACAUUUAGUCAUCGAAGAAAACUCUGUUGAAAUACAAGAAUCCGCUAACGAAAAUCACUGCGAAUUCAUCGCUGUUCAAGAAAUUCAAAAUAUCGAUGUAAACAAUGGCGAAGUUGUGAGCUGCGAUAGCCAAGAAAUACUCGUAACCGAAGAAGUUUGUGUAUKKGAUCCUGUAAUGGAAGUCGGCAGCCAAGAAGACGUUCCAGUAUUUUCUGUGACUGAAGUGAAAGACGUAGGAGAAAGUGAGGAAAUGACAAUGGCAUGUGAAACAACGGACUUAAAUGUGUGUGAAGUAAACUGUUUUGAGACCGAAGCGUCGUUAGAUUUUGAAGUUGCUAUGGUUGAGUCGUUGGACGACUCGGCCAGUACUCACAGUUCUGUAAGUACAGAGGACAUCGUAAAAACUGUAAAUACAGAGAUUGUAAUGAUGGAUUGUAGUGAAGUUAUAAUGACUGCCGAAGAAGUUCCAUCCAAUCCACAACAGAACGCUUUUAUCAGAAGAGGGUAUGUCGUUAGUGAACUUAUAGACACAGAACAGAAUUAUAUACGCGACCUUGGGGAUGUUAUUAAGGGUUAUAUGGCGGCUUUGUCAAAAGAAUUUAACGUUCCAAACGAAAUAAAAGGGAAAGAAAAAGUAAUUUUUUCCAAUAUUCAGGACAUACAUAAGUGGCAUUCUUCGAUAUUUUUUGAAAAGUUAAAACCAUGUGAAGAUGAUCCAUCGAUGUUAGGAAAAGCGUUCGUAUCUUCAGAAUCUAAACUCGAAGAACUCUACACUAUUUACUGCAGAGCAAAACCUAAAUCAGACCUGCUGGUCCUUCCUUAUAAAGAUACGUUUUUCAAAGAAUGUCGGAGGAGAUGUGGUCAGCGUCUUCAGCUUCCUGAUUACCUUAUAAAACCAGUCCAAAGGAUUACAAAGUAUCAACUGCUCUUGAGGGAUAUCUUAAAGUUUACCGAGAGAGCCGGGGAAGAUGGCAGCGAAAUACAGCAAGCAAUAGACGUCGCGUUAAGGAUCCUUAAACGAACCAAUGACAUGAUAGCCGUUGCUAUGAUACAAGGAUUUGACGCAAAACCAGAAGAAACCGGAGAACUGCUCCUUAGGGAAACUCUAGAAGUCGCCGAAGGAAAAUAUCGACAAAAAGUCAAAGAACGAGCUGUUUUUCUCUUUGAAAGACUCAUUGUUGUCACAGAUGCAGUGGAGAAGGAAGGAGGAGUAACAGAGCUUCGUUUCCAAAACAGCAUAAAGACACAAGGCCUUGGUAUAACUGAGACGGUUGACAGCGAUCCUUGCAAGUGGGCCGUGUGGUUACGGAAACGAGGAAGCUCAGAAAUAUAUGUUUUAAAAGCGCCAUCAACACAGAUUAAAGAAACGUGGAUGAAAAGCAUCAAAGAAAGUAGUCAGAARAAGAAAGGUCACGGAAUGUUGAGAUCUUUGUAUCGUUCAAGGACGUUUAAAAGGGAAGAAUCAGAUACUAAAGAAAUGCUAGAUUCACUAAGUCCAACAAUGGACGAUGACGAAUCUCCAAAGCACCAUAGCAGUCGAAAAUCGUCCAAACGAAAACCAUCCAAAGUCAUAACAAGAAAGAAGAAAAGCAGAGACAGUGUCAUUUCCGACAGACUUAAAGAAAACAUAUUGAAGUUUCGCGCUGAAGAACAGAUGAUGAAUGUGGAAGAAACAGCGGAAGUGACGUAUGCUGAGCCUCCAAACAGUCUAACGACGUUAUCGCCUGACAGUAGUCUSMCCCAGUCUCCCAAAGAAGAGUCAGUAUCAUUAAUUGAGCAAAGAGCAAAGAUAGAAGCCGAGGAAAACCAGCUAAACAAAGUUCUGAUGUUAACUCGCUUGAUAGCAGCUAGAAUUUUACAAACCAAGGAUUCUACUGAGUCUUUGACGUAUUACGGUGACGUCAUAGCUAGUGUUCUACCAAUCAAUGAGCUUAGAAGACAUCAAGAGAAUUUCACUGCCCGAGAUUCACUUCUUGAAUGUUGCACUGAGAUCUACGAGAACUGGAGACGAGAAAACCUUUGUGAGAGUACCGACAUUGAAGAGCGAUACACUUCGAUGACAAGUCUUCUGAGUGAAACAGCGGGGUUCUGUAGUGUACAUAAAGGCAACUCUUGGUCUGUAGUUUUGUAUUCUGUGUGUGCGAUGGCGGGAGGACGCGAACAAAAAUGGCGGGAUGCUUCGCAGGCGUUUUAUCGUUUAUCUCUAGUGUACAGUGCUUUACAAGAAACAAGCUGUGCCGUUGACAGUUUAGUGGACGCUCACUGGAUGUCUUGUCAAGCUGGAGACUAUCARGGAGCAGUGAACUUCUUCUAYAAUGCUUUUAUAAGAGCACUUGCUUGUCGUGACUUAAUGCGAUGUUUGCGGUUUGAACAACAAGGGGUGUUUCUAAUGGAACGACUGACUCCCAAAGAUGGCAAUAAYAACUGCAAUUCAGAAACAGACGACAACGAGUCUCGAGGGCUUGUCUCUCCCCAGCAUCUUACAUUCCUCAUCAAUAUGAGUCGAGCGACUAGACGGAAGGACUGGGCCUGGUUUGAAUUCGCUGAAUCUGAACUGGCUUUGAUUGCGAGUAAUAGCAGUGGUCGACAAGCAGAUGCCAUUCUGUCGGCUGUUUAUCAGAAACUAAAAAGAUUUAUUGGAGAAUCGAUACCAUCAUGACGCGACUUGUACAGAACGAACUCCUUGCGGCACAAAAAUGUUUGUUGACACCAGACUCCAAGAAUUAACACCAGAAAUUGCAAUAACUGUACAAAAAUAUGAAUUUUUUAAAACUCCUUAUUGGAUUGAAUUAGAAGUCAAGCAGAAAUUAAUGAAGACAUUCAAGACUGGAUGGAUUAGGUACUUUUACGCGUGACAYGGCAUGAAAWAGAUGCUCUACAAUCUAUAGAAAUAAGGCCUCUUGUCCUUAGCGACCCUAAAUAUUGAUAGCAGAUUACAGAUAUUAUUAUCAUUAAUAAAGUAUUUUAUUAUAUAGUCA
Molecule: messenger RNA, 3919 nt
Organism: Exaiptasia diaphana
Lineage: Eukaryota; Metazoa; Cnidaria; Anthozoa; Actiniaria; Aiptasiidae
Product: rho guanine nucleotide exchange factor scd1
Exons: 24
Coding region: 379-3600 (1073 amino acids)
Biological process (GO): intracellular signal transduction
Cellular component (GO): cytoplasm
Molecular function (GO): guanyl-nucleotide exchange factor activity
Source: RefSeq, a predicted model, not a curated record